Penicillium angulare is the source of this 834-nucleotide messenger RNA. Its product is annotated as RlpA-like double-psi beta-barrel domain-containing protein. The transcript has a single exon. NCBI's taxonomy places the organism in Eukaryota, Fungi, Ascomycota, Eurotiomycetes, Eurotiales, Aspergillaceae. The record is from RefSeq and is a predicted model, not a curated record. The coding region runs from base 1 to 834 and encodes 277 amino acids.
AUGGCUCCCAUCACCAAGACUCUUGCCCUUGUUGGCGCUCUCUUUGCCAUUUCUGGCGUUUCUGCUCCCAUUGAGAAGCGCGCCGUCGUCUGGGAGACUGUCACUGACAUCGUUUGGAAGACCGUCGAUGUCACCACCACCGUCCAACCCCAGGAAUUCAUCGCGACUGCAACUGUCGUCCCAGUGACCACCACUUCAUCUGAGGCUACCGUAGAGUCUACUACUGCUCCCAAGCCUGAGGAGCACCGACAGCCCGCGACCACUAGCUCUUCUUCAACCACCAGCACUACAUCAACUCCCGCUCCCGCUCCUGAGCCUACCGAGCCGUCCACCACAUAUGUCGCCCCUGCUCCUGCAACUACCCAGGCUCCUCAGACUACCGAAGCUGCCCCCGCGCCCGUUGAGCCCACCACCACUGCCGAGCCUACUACUUCUACUUCCGCCGCCGCCCCCGCUGCUACCUCCAGCUCCUCCAGCGGCAGCAGCGGUGGCUCCGGCUACACUGGCUCCUGCGACGAGGGCUCUCCCUGCACGGGACAGAUGACCUUUUACGACACUGCUACCUCUGCCAGCGCCCCCAGCGCCUGUGAUACCACCAACGACGGUCUGACUGAGAUGGUCCUCGCCCUGCCCUAUGAAGUCAUGACCGACAACAACGCCUACUGCGGCAAGACCGUGACCAUCGAGUACGGCGGUGUCACCCAGAAGGCUAAGGUCGUUGACAAGUGUAUGGGCUGUGACUCCACCUCCAUUGACCUUUCUCGCGCUCUCUUCGAGGUCUUCGACUCUCUUUCUGCCGGUCGCAUCCACGACGCCAAGUGGUACAUCGACUAA